Myotis davidii is the source of this 978-nucleotide messenger RNA. RefSeq names its product ficolin-2-like. The coding region runs from base 1 to 732 and encodes 243 amino acids. The record is from RefSeq and is a predicted model, not a curated record. Lineage: Eukaryota; Metazoa; Chordata; Mammalia; Chiroptera; Vespertilionidae. The transcript has 6 exons.
AUGCCGCCACACGCGACAGCCGCUGCCAUGGGAACCGUGGUCCUGGCCCUCGUCCUCCUGGGCACUGCAGCCGCCACGCAGGACAACUGUCCAGAAGUGAAGGUGCUGGGGCUGGAGGCUGAGAAUCUCACCGUCCUCCAGGGCUGCCCGGGGCUGCCCGGGGCCCAGGGGCCCAAGGGAGAGGAGAACCAGGCCCAUACGGAGUCCCUGGGAAUGCAGGACCCUCCGGGCGCAAAGGUGUGGGCUCGGGGCCGUGGCCUCCCCUCUCCCAGCUGCCACAUCUUCCUCGGUCCCACGUGUGCGCCGUCUGCCCGCCCGGGGUACAACAUCCACGCCCUGACCGCCCAGGGCACCAACGAGCUCCGUGUGGACCUGGUGGACUUCCAGGACACCCGCCACUUUGCCAAGUACCAGUCGUUCAGGGUGGGGGGCGAGGCCGAGAAGUACAAGCUGGUCCUGGGCGCCUUUGCAGGGGGCAACGCUGGUGACUCCCUGACCCAACACAACAACUCGCUGUUCACCACCAAAGACCGGGACAACGACGGGGCCUUCUCCAACUGCGCUCUGAAAUACCAGGGCGCCUGGUGGUACUACAGCUGCCACUGGUCCAACCUGAACGGGCGCUACCUCGGGGGCUCCCAUAAGAGCCAUGGGAACGGCAUCAACUGGCAUUCGGGGAAGGGGAGUUACUACAGCUACAAGGUGUCCGAGAUGAAGGUGCGGCCCGUGUAGGGCGGUUGGCGGCCUGGAGCAUCUCUGAGCAGGUCCGCGCCCCCAGCACGGGCACAGGAGGCCUCCACGCAAAGGCGGAGCUCACCCCGGCCCCGCCCCUGGCCCAUCAGGGAUCCUCAGCUUUGAGACCCUGACCGACGCCCGCCUUCCUAUCCCGCCUGACAGGGUGAGGGUGACCCUGACCUUGUGCACCGCACGCAUCCUCAAUAAAGCUUCGCCUCCCUCCGCAGCACACGAUUCCCGUCA